AUGUUCCUCUGCAUAAGAAACAUGAGGUACUGCUCGAUGGAAAAAUCUUUGCGGGUAUAUUUCACGCAGCCAAAUGUGUUUACGGCGCUAGAAGUGGCAUCGCUUUGGUGGCACACAAUAAGUGCUACCUGUUGUGUUAAUCUUGUCAUUGCGGCCAGAAUUCUUGGGAAAGAUCAAUCGAGGAGGAUUGAGAUGGAUCUGACAGCAGUGCCUGUGUUGAUUUUGUCGUGGGUGUUCUAUCUGUUGACUGCGCCAAUUCACUUGACAAGGCGGAUUUUGAUGCAUGACUAA
This is a messenger RNA of Aureobasidium melanogenum CBS 110374, 291 nucleotides long. RefSeq lists its product as uncharacterized. The transcript has a single exon. NCBI's taxonomy places the organism in Eukaryota, Fungi, Ascomycota, Dothideomycetes, Dothideales, Saccotheciaceae. The record is from RefSeq and is a predicted model, not a curated record. The coding region runs from base 1 to 291 and encodes 96 amino acids.